Telopea speciosissima is the source of this 678-nucleotide messenger RNA. RefSeq lists its product as uncharacterized. The record is from RefSeq and is a predicted model, not a curated record. The transcript has a single exon. Bases 1 to 678 code for a protein of 225 amino acids. Lineage: Eukaryota; Viridiplantae; Streptophyta; Magnoliopsida; Proteales; Proteaceae.
AUGGCAAGGAACUGCAAAACCAUACUUCCCUCACAGAGGCAGUCUAGAAGAAACCUGAAGAAGAAUCCUCCAAAGAAGGAAGGUCAAAAACAGAAAGUAGAUGUUGAAGAGAAAAGAAGGAAACACAUCACAGUGGCAGAGAAGGCAGUUUGGGUUGAGAAAAAGAAGAAAGGGGACAGUGACAGUUCACUUAUUGUUCAAACUGCUUUCCAGGCACACAGUAAACCAUCACCAUGGAUUCUUGACAGCGGAUGCUCUACUCAUAUGACAGGUGAUAAAGAUAAAUUUCUGAAUCUAGAACAUGUUGGAAAAAGCUCGAUUAGAUUUGGAAAUAAUGAUGGCGCUAGAGUUGAAGGGAAAGGAAAAAUCAGAUUAUACAAUGGACAUAUUUCUUCUAAUAAUGCUUUAUAUGUUAGUGAACUGAAACACAACAUCUUGAGUGUCAGUCAAAUAUGUGAUAGUGGCAAUGAAGUUCUAUUCACCAAAGAUGGGUGUGUGAUCAAGAAGACAAAGAAUGGGAAGAUUGUGGCACAAGGAUCAAGGGCAGCUCGUAAUCCCUAUGCACUUUCUGAAGGUCUUGAAGAAAUGUGCAUGAUAAGCAAGAAAGGGGUACUUUUCGAUGACAACCUUGAAGCACUCAAAGACAAACCUGAAGUUAUUAAUCCACGAGCACAAUAG